AGCGUAGAAGAAGAGCCCCCCACUUGUCUCUUGCACAUUCUGCGGCUUUUUCGGUUCAGUCCCUCGGUCGGGGGGAAAGACCGAGAGACUUUUGGAGGGAGUUAUCGUCCUCGUGUUUGCUCCCACUCGGAUGUUCACUGCGAUGGUAAUGCACGACUAACAAAACUGCGAAGCAAUCACAGAGUUCAAGAAAAUGGUGACCUUGUGGAUAUUUUGCUUGUGUCUCAUCGGAGGAAGUCGGACAGAUAAGUCAAGUUCGCCCACAGCGGACGGCCAAAUGGCAGAAAAUGGAAUAUCAGAUUUUUGUCGCAUUGACGAGCCGCUGUGCAGGGAUGAGAAUGGCGUUCUCAGUUAUGAGGCCAUCCGCAGCAUCCACAAGCAGAUGGACGAUGAUAAAAAUGGCAACGUGGACGUGGUGGAGACAGACGGGUUCCUGAGGGAGGAUCUGAACUACCACGACCCCAAGGCCAAACACAACAGCUUCCAUGGGGAUGACCAGUUCAUCAGCGUGGAGGACCUGUGGAACACAUGGAAGGGCUCUGAAGUGUAUAACUGGACUGUGGACGAGGUGGUUGAGUGGCUCAUCACCUACGUGGAACUGCCACAGUAUGUGGAGGCCUUCCGCAAGAUGAGCUUUAACGGGAGCACCAUGCCGAGGCUGGCUGUGAAGAACAACACUCUGACGCACACAAUCCUCAAGAUUCUGGAUCGCAGCCACGUUCAAAAGUUGCAGCUCAAAUCUUUGGACACCGUGCUGUUCGGAGCGCCUCUCAUGAACAGACACAACCACUUGAAGGACUUCAUGCUGGUGGUGUCCAUCGUCAUCGGGAUGGGGGGCUGCUGGUUCGCCUACAUCCAGAACCGCUACUCCAAGGACCACAUGAAGAAGAUGAUGAAGGACCUGGAGGGCCUGCAGAGAGCUGAGCAGAGUCUACAUGACCUCCAACAAAAGCUGCAGAUCGCCCAGGAGGAGCAUCGCUCAGUGGAGGUGGAGAAGGUCAACCUGGAGCAGAAGCUGCGGGAUGAGAUCAGCACAGCCAAGCAGGAAGCCCAACGACUGAGGGAUCUACGAGAGGGCACAGAGAAUGAACUCAGCCGCCAAAAGUACGCAGAAGAGGAGCUUGAGCAGGUGCGCAUGGCUCUGAAGAAAGCCGAGAAGGAGCUAGAGUCGCGGAGUAGCUGGUCCCCUCCGGAGGCUCUCCAGAAGUGGCUGCAGCUCACCCAUGAGGUUGAGGUUCAGUACUACAACAUCAAGAAGCAGAACGCAGAACGCCAGCUCCUGGUGGCCAAAGAGGGGGCGGAGAAGAUUAAGAAAAAGAGGAACACCCUGUUUGGGACGUUCCAUGUGGCGCACAGCUCUUCCCUGGAUGAUGUGGACCACAAAAUUUUGGCAGCAAAACAAGCGCUGGGCGAGGUUACGGCCGCCCUUCGCGAGAGGCUCCACCGCUGGCAGCAGAUCGAGAUCCUCACGGGUCUCACGGUCGUCAACAACCCGGGCCUGCCGUCGCUGGCGUCGGCCCUCAACCUGGACCCCAGCUUCAUGGGGGGCCGAGCCACCACGCCGCAGCACUUCAUCGUGACUGACGACAUGGAUGACCUGGACGAGGACAUCAUGCCCGCGACUCUGCAAUACGGCACCCGGCUGUUGGAGCGCCGAGCCAGUGACCUGUGGUCCGUGGGCGCCGACUGUCAGCCCGUGUGGAAAUAUCUCGCUCCCAGCAUGAUGUCCCUGCGCCAGCGCCACAUUGACCCCCACCUGGCUUUGAGCUCGCAGAGGGACCUAAAUCGGUCGGAUUCGGACUCCUCACUCUCCCUCUCCCAAAUGGGCGACCGCCUGUCGGCCUUCAGUUCCAAAAGCCACCUGAUCAAGCCCACCUCCCUCCUCCACGGCCUGUCUCUCCACGACACCGCCUCGCUGCACGCGUACACCCCAAACGGCGGCAACCGUGUCCACGAGGGUGGCGAGCACCUCCCAGACAGCCCCAUCCUCAUGAGGAGGGCGUACGGCACGGAAGCCUCGCCCGGCCCGGGGGAGGUCAACAGCCCCACGGAGUCGUCCCGCUCCCUCAGCCCCAACUCCACCGAACCGGAAACCCCCUCGCCCACGGGAGGAGGGGGUCAGGCGGGGGCGAAGGGCAACAGCCGCAUCCCGCAGCUGUCUUCCAAGAAGAGUCCACUGGAAGAGGACAGCGCCUCCACGGGGGAGGACACGGAUUCCACGGCCAGCCGCAAGAAACACACCUUCAAGAUCUUCAAGAAGCAGAAGAAAUAAGGCAGGAAGGCGGGACUCCUGUUUGUCUUCUUUGUUCUCGUUGCUUUGGGCUCUUCAAUUGUUUCCUUUCAACAUUUGCCAGGUUUAAAACCUCGCGGACUGCAGGAGCAAGCUUCCUCUUUCUGCUCAUGUGGGGGGGUGUUUGUAUAAUGCAAUGUAAAGAAUGUAUUUAUUCUGCAGUCAAUUGUGCCAGUCUCCGAUGGAAACGCCCCUUUCUUGGAUCGCUUUGCAUGUCUUGCCUUUUGUUUGAUCGUCUGAUCAGUCCACGGCUUGCUUUCUUUCUUCCCACGACUCAGCUGAGACCGCAUCGAUGACACUUCACUGUCGGCGUCGUCUGGGGGAGCAAAGGGCUCCUUUGGGUUGCAAACGUUGGCCAUCUUUGUCCCUGAAAGAGCCAACUAUGUUACACAGUAGCCAUGAAACUUCUUUCUUGUACUGUUUUUGUUGGUUGUUGUGAGCGGGGGGAACACACACCUAUUUAUUUCAAUCUGGGGUCUUGUUUUUAAAGAUGUUUUGUGAGGACCAUCCUCUUCCUGGAUGACUGGGAUCCAAUUGUGGUAUAAUAUGAUCUUGUGUACUCUCUAGAUGUAUUCAUGGGUGCUGGACAAGGGCUAAAGAAUAACUCAGCAGUUGGGAACCAAACCACCUGUAGUGAAGGAUUAGAAGACCAAGUAUCCCAUCAAAGUGCCAAAUCCCACUUGGUUGGACACCUUUUUUGGGGGUGUUGCAGCGACCGGUCUUUUGUCUAGUAUGUUUACAUUGGUCGCAGAGCCUCACGUUGACUAUGCAUUUGUACUUGUAGGUUAUUGAUAACCAAACCAAGAGUCUGCUUCUCCCAAACAUCAAAGCUUUUAAAAGCAGCUACUCUCACUACUGAAAAAGGCGUCAUUUCUGUGUUUUUGCACGACGAGCUGUAAAGGAAACCCUGAACGUGUUUGUGUGACGCACUGUGCUGUUGAUGCAUGCCGAGUGCUGUAACGACACCACCCAACAGAAACUGCUCCAGCAUUGACCUUAAACCUUUUUCGAGCUUCUAUUUAUGAAUCCAGACCCUAUAUUUGUACAGGGGAGGGGGGAAGAAAAGAAAUAACUUUUGCAUCUUCUGUCAUGUCUGUCUUUUAUGGCACUCCUGCAUGAAAGCAAUAAAGUAUUUUAAAUGAACUGU
This is a messenger RNA of Dunckerocampus dactyliophorus (ringed pipefish), 3437 nucleotides long. RefSeq names its product stromal interaction molecule 1-like. Gene Ontology annotation, cellular component: plasma membrane; endoplasmic reticulum. Lineage: Eukaryota; Metazoa; Chordata; Actinopteri; Syngnathiformes; Syngnathidae. The coding region runs from base 194 to 2272 and encodes 692 amino acids. Gene Ontology annotation, molecular function: calcium channel regulator activity; protein binding; calcium ion binding. The transcript has 14 exons. Gene Ontology annotation, biological process: intracellular calcium ion homeostasis; store-operated calcium entry; activation of store-operated calcium channel activity. The record is from RefSeq and is a predicted model, not a curated record.